Messenger RNA from Alosa alosa (allis shad), 845 nucleotides. Its product is annotated as E3 ubiquitin/ISG15 ligase TRIM25-like. The transcript has 3 exons. The record is from RefSeq and is a predicted model, not a curated record. Gene Ontology annotation, molecular function: zinc ion binding. The coding region runs from base 42 to 761 and encodes 239 amino acids. NCBI's taxonomy places the organism in Eukaryota, Metazoa, Chordata, Actinopteri, Clupeiformes, Clupeidae.
CUUGCUCAAUAGCUUCCUGUUUUUGUUAGCACUUCAGAAAAAUGGCAGAGUCGAUUUCAAGUAACGAGGACCUUUUAAUGUGCUCAAUUUGUUUGGAUCUACUGAAUGAUCCAGUGACUAUUCUCUGUGGACACAACUACUGCAUGGGCUGCAUUAAUGGCUGCUGGGAUCAGGAGGAUCAGAAUGAAAUUUACAGCUGCCCACAAUGCAGACAGACGUUUGCUCCAAGACCUGUUUUAAACAAGAAUAAUGUUGUUGCAGGGCUUGUGGAACAACAAAGGAAGACCAGAAUGCAAGCUGCCUCUCUUGCUCUGUGUAGGCCUGCUGGACCUGGAGAUGUGGAGUGUGACGUCUGCACUGGGAGAAAACUCAAAGCUGUCAAGUCCUGUUUGGAUUGUCUGGUGUCUUACUGUGAAACUCACUUAAAGGUUCACAAUGAUAUUCAUCCAGGAAGAAAACAUUCAGUGACUGAUGCCACAUGCCAGCUGCAGGAGAGGAUCUGCCCCCGUCACAAGAAGGCGUUUGACAUAUUUUGUCGUACUGAUCAGAGUUGUAUCUGCUAUCUGUGCAUGAUGGACGAACAUAAAGGCCAUGACGCAGUCACAGCUGCUGCAGAAUGGGCCGACAAACAGAAGCAGAUGGGCAAGACACAGAUAGGAUUCCAGCAGAUAAUCCAGGAAAGAGAGAAGGAGCUGCAGGAGUUGAAAAAAGGCUGUGGAGACUCUCAAGAGUUCUGCACAGACAGCAGUGGAGGACAGUGAGAGGAUCUUCACUGAGAUGAUCCGCUCCAUUGAGAGAAGGCGCUCUGAGGUGACAGAGCUGAUCAGAGCUCAGGAGAAGGCUGA